CUUAAAGUAUGUGAUGCAAAAUACAAGUAGACACAAGCCAUGGAUAAACUUCAGUGCUGUGACAAUGACAGGAUUUUUGACAAUGAUUUUUGCCGCAGAGGUAAAACCACCACCCGCGUCUUUUGCUGUUUCCCAUCGAGACGGACAAGGUGGGGCUCGCGAGAGUGGUUGCUGGAAAUGUACGUCUUGGGUAAACGCCCCAAACUCAUAACAUGCCCUAACUGUCGUGCUGUCCAAGAAACCUACGUGGUACUCAAGUGCACAAAGAAAACUCAUUUUAUGGCUGCUCUGUUAACGCUAGUGUUACUUUGCUGGCUGCCUUACUGCACGAGGAGGUGUCGCAUAGCCGUACACUACUGCAGAGCGUGUAAAGCGUACAUAGGUCGGAGCUAAAGCAGGCUUGAUUGUGAAAAUAAAUCAUCUUUUAUUUAUUUUUGUUAAUUUAUUAAUUAAUUUAAUAAACCUGUUUUUUACUGUC
Messenger RNA from Anoplophora glabripennis (Asian longhorned beetle), 478 nucleotides. RefSeq lists its product as uncharacterized. The record is from RefSeq and is a predicted model, not a curated record. The transcript is spliced from 2 exons. The coding region runs from base 40 to 393 and encodes 117 amino acids. Lineage: Eukaryota; Metazoa; Arthropoda; Insecta; Coleoptera; Cerambycidae.